Molecule: messenger RNA, 1311 nt
Organism: Zingiber officinale
Lineage: Eukaryota; Viridiplantae; Streptophyta; Magnoliopsida; Zingiberales; Zingiberaceae
Product: zinc finger MYM-type protein 1-like
Exons: 1
Coding region: 1-1311 (436 amino acids)
Source: RefSeq, a predicted model, not a curated record
AUGCAUAGAUUUUUUAAAAGAAAAACUCCAGAACCAGAAGAACAAAAUAUUGGAGAUGUUACAGUUAGAGAAGUUGAUUUUUCACAAUUACCGGCAGAUCCUGGACUAAGGAUUCCAAUUUGUUCUUAUAAUGCUAACAUUAGGGAUCAAGUUCGAAGGAUAUAUUUGCAAAAGGGCCCAUGUCAACCUUCAGGUUAUGAAUUCUCAAAACGAAAAUUUGGAGUAAGCCAAUUUAGACGGUUUAAUCCUUCAUGGUUUAAGGAAUUUGGUGAUUGGUUGGAAUAUAGUAUAGAAAAAGAUGCGGCAUAUUGUUUGUAUUGUUAUCUCUUCAAGACAACUAAGGGAAAACAAGCAGGAGGAGAGACUUUUGUUAGCGAAGGAUUCACAAAUUGGAAGGGUAAAGAUAGAUUAAAUAUUCAUGUUGGCCAACAUGAUAGUGAACAUCAUAAAGCUCGAAUGAAUUGUGAAGCUUUGAUGAAUCAAGAUGAGCACAUUCAAUCAAUUUUACACAAACAGUCAAAGCAAAUGCGAAAUGAUUAUCGUAUCCGUCUCAAUGCUUCGAUUGAUUGUAUUAGAGUUUUGUUGCGACAAGGGAAUUCAUUUCGAGGUCAUGAUGAGACUGAAAGUUCUCUUAAUCCGAGUAACUUUCUUAUUCUACUGGAGUUUUUAUGUGCUCAUAAUAAAGAGAUUAAUUAUGUGAUAUUGAAAAAUGCCCCCAAAAAUUGCAAGUUAACAUCACUGGAUAUUCAGAAGGAUAUAGUAAGGGCUUGUGCAACUGAAACAAUUAAUGUUAUUAUCAAAGAUAUUGGUAAUUCAUUAUUCUCUAUUUUAGUUGAUGAAUCUCGUGAUGUGUCAAUGAAGGAGCAAAUGUCAGUUGUUUUGCGCUAUGUGGAUAGUAGUGGGCAUGUAAAUGAGCGUUUUAUUGGAAUUGAACAUGUUACUAGUACUACAGCACUCUCACUUAAAGCUGCUAUUGAUAAGAUGUUCUCUAAAUAUAAUUUGAGCAUAGCUAAUAUGAGAGGACAAGGUUUUGAUGGAGCAAGUAAUAUGCAAGGUAAAUUUAAUGGUCUAAAAGCACUCAUUUUAAAGGAGAACCCAUGUGCAUUUUAUAUACAUUGUUUUGCCCAUCAGCUUCAACUAGCUCUUAUAGCUGUGGCCAAGAAAAAUCUUCCGAUUUCUAAUUUCUUUCGUAUUGUUGGUGAUGUGGUAAAUGUUGUUGGAUCAUCCUGCAAACGUUCUGAUCUUCUUAAGGAGAAACAUUCAGAUUUUAUUGUUGAGACAAUGGAGAGGGGUGAAAUUUCAAGUGGUUGA